UCUCUCGGCGGCGUAUACGACGAUCUUAUGAUCCAUUCCACCGGGACAGCGCUCGACUGCCUGGUUGUACGCGGUUUUUCAAGUAUCUCGACGCAAAUGUACUCGUAAAAUACGCGCGUAUUAUACAUUUACGUUCGUUGUGCGUUUUUCGGCGGUGUUUCUCGAUGUUUUCGCGAUCUUUUUUCGAGUUUUUAUUUCGAUGAUUAUAGUUUUGGCGACGCGAUUUUAAUGUGGCGAUACGAAUGCUGUUGUUGAUAUUGAUUCUGUGGCGUGUUGAUUUUUCUCAUACCUUUUAUUGAUGUUUGUUUAAAAAUUGGUGUGUUUUUUUUUAAAUGCUCGUACAUUGAACCAGUGAUAGUGUUUUUGUACUGUGUGUUCUUAUUUACAUAAGUGCUGCUGCUGUGGAAAUUUCGACUGUGGAUAUUGCCAGGAUCAUUUUGAGAUUUUUGCUGGCCGACAACAUUACAUACAGAUAUGAUAUCUAGAAGGCGGAUUUUAUCCCGAUCCCGAGAUGAUCUCAGUCUUCACGAUCCACACGGCUAUAAUCCCGAAGAAGAGGAAGACGUGUGGUACAGCAAAGACAAACUUUAUAAGGAUCAUAUACAAGAAGUGCUAGAUAAAUGGACGCAAAUCGAUGACGAAAUCUGGGCCAAAGUUAUCGUCUUGGAGAGGAAUAGAAGAGUUGCCAAAGCAUACGCCAGAGCACCAGUACUCACUAUCAAUGGAUCCGAUGAUGGAUUCGAUGGCGUUAGGAUCGGUUUAUGCGGAUUUGAUAAUCCAUUACGAGAUGCUAAAACAGAAGAGGUGAAAAAACAUAUCGGAAAUGGUGUCAAAUUGAAAAUGGACGACCAAGGCAAUAUUUUAGUGAAACGAUCAUCCAAAUGCAACAUUUACGUCAAGAGUACCAGCGAAGGCGAAGAGAAUAGCAUAGGAGCGGAAAUUUUAAAACUAUCCAAUGGCGCUUUAGAGCCAGAUAAACCAUUUAAAUUAUUCGAUAUGAAAAAAUUUCAAGCCAAUGUUAGCCGCGAGCUACGCAGAGCCUACCCAGACCGUAGAAGAUUAGAGUGCCAGUGCUUGAGCGCUAUAUCGUUUGUUAAAAAUGAAACCGAACUGCUGGACUGUCCUAUAUGGGUUCUAAUUAUUAACGUGGUCGCUAUGGAUAUGCUCAAAUCGAAAUUACCGCCAGUUAAACGCACUGUAGAUAUCAAAAACCGUCCCAGGAUUCCGAUUCCCGACGAAGACCCGUACAGCGUAGCCGGAAGUGGUACCGGAUCAUCGGGAAGCUCUUCCGGAACCAAUGGUAUUUCAAAUGGAAACGGUAGCAUGGUGGCUGCGACCAGAGAACAAUUGCUCAACCAGCAACGUAGCAGAGAUAAACCUCCCAAAUUACCUCCACGAGAUAACGGACCAUACCCUCAUGAUAUUCCAAAGCCUGACUAUGACGAUAUUCAAGAAGAAGAAGAACACGAGAAUAGAUUAGUCAUGGAUGAACGUCGUAUCCCAACCAAUCGCGGAUCCGGCCACAAAUUGUCCUCGAAGGAGAAAAAAUUCAGUAAUAUUAACGAUGACCCUUAUUAUUGCGGAAUGAGAGCCCGUGUACCGAACUUUGUCAAAACAAAAGUCAAGGAAAACAAAGGACCUCCUCCGGUCAUCAACCGUUAUUCGAUGAUUGGCACAUCUAUAUCGAAUGGACAUCUGGCUUCUGCUCACGCACCCCAUCAUCAUCCAGUCAUGUGGCACGCCCGUAGUUACGAUAGCGGUAUGGAUUCGGAGUUCCUAGAUUCGCCUUAUAAUCACAUUUAUGGAAGGUUACCAAUCCCGACCAGAGGGUAUAUUCCUCCGACCCCUCGAACAAUGUACAUCGGAGAUUGGGACUGAACUUUCGAAGCUUUCAUUUGUACUAUUAUUCGAGCAACAACCUUUUUAUUUUAUUUUUUUUCAAAUAGACGCGAACGACAUUUUCCGAAGUUAAUUUUAUACUAUGUAUUGAUUGCACUGCCUAUUCUAAGCGUCUCGAAAAUUACGUUAUACAUAGAUACGUAUUUUUUUCUAUCGUUUAUUUGCUCUUUUUGUCCAUGUAUGAUGACGUAAUUUUCUCUCUAUCAAGAGGUAUGUUGACCAUCUAGGGCCUCUUGAAUCAUGUUCUUUUUUUUUCUAUUAUAAUGCAGCUUCGCAAUCAUCGUACGAAUAGCUUUUGAUUUUUUUUGUAAAUUAUUUCUUUUUACGCGAUGCAGUAUUAUUUUUACCUUUUUAUCUGUCUCGUUUUUUUUUUUUUUCGUUAUAUUUAGUCAAUUUUUUUUUAUAUUAUUACUUUUUUUAAAAAAAAAAGUCGAACUGCGUAUGAGCCUUUUUUUUAGCACCCUGUAUGAGUGAAAGGUCGUAAAUGUGUGGAAUGAGAUGGUUUCUGAAGAGUUUGUGAUAAAGUGUGUUUUGGUCCUUCGGGUCGGGUGAUUCGAAGCUGUCAUUCAAUUCGAUGGGGUUGAGAUAAGAGCGAUGUAGAGUGGAAUCAGGGUAAGAGCAAUGAUGUAAAAAUGUGUCUUAACUGUUUUGCAGCAACAAAACAUCGAGCUAACCGUCAUUAUCUUUGUGUUUAGGUUAUUAAUACGCAUGUUUAUAUACCAUUUUUUUUUCUUCUUCAGUAUUGUAAAUUUAUUAAUACGAGUUUUUUUUUCUCUUAAGUUUAAUGUUAUAUUAAAAAAAAAUUGAACCAUUGUAUUAUAGGAAAAUUUUAAUGCAAUAAAUAUUUUAUCGUA
Planococcus citri (citrus mealybug) is the source of this 2753-nucleotide messenger RNA. It is a transcript of the gene exp, whose product is annotated as expansion. The transcript has 10 exons. The record is from RefSeq and is a predicted model, not a curated record. Bases 475 to 1878 code for a protein of 467 amino acids. Lineage: Eukaryota; Metazoa; Arthropoda; Insecta; Hemiptera; Pseudococcidae. Gene Ontology annotation, biological process: regulation of DNA-templated transcription. Gene Ontology annotation, molecular function: protein binding.